AGACUCUGCGGAGGAGCCUGGCGGAGGAGGAGAUGCAGGCCGGCCCGGAGGAAAGAGAUCGGAUGCAGCAUCUGGAAGGAAAUUAGCAGUGCAGUGCCAUUUCGACCUCAACUAUGUCUGGCACAGCGGAUGAAACGUCGGAAGAUCUUCCUGUGAGAGACGUAGGUCUCGCAGGACAUUCAGAUCCAUCAACCGCCCAGAAUGUUAAGGCUCGGCAAACUGUGUCGCGAAUUCACCGGGAGGACCUUGAAGAUCGAUACUUUCGCUUACACGAGGAGAACAUCUUGCUGAAGCAACAUGCCCGUAAGCAAGAGGAUAAAAUUAAAAGAAUGGCCACUAAGUUAAUACGGCUCGUUAAUGACAAGAAGAAAGCGGAGCAGAUCAGUGGCGGCCCCAGGCGGCUGGGUCAGGACGUGGAGAUGGAGGAGGUGAUCGAACAACUUCAGGAGAAAGUCCGGGACUUAGAAAAGCAGAACGAAAUGAUACGCAACAGGCUGAUUUCUACCAAACAGCAACUUCAGCUUCAAGGCCACAGACCCGCGCCCUACAAUUAUGUCCAGGCUCGGGUUAACACAGGACUCAAGAAGGCGACUGAAGGUGUGAGGGUCCAUGAGGCCACCACGAAAGGGAUGAGAUUGCAGAACGCAGAAGAAUUGCCUCCCAAGUAUGGACACAGUUUACUUGAAGAAGCAAGAGCAGAGAUAAAAAACUUAGAGAAUGAGCUGGAAUCACUCCGGGGACAGAAUCAAGAGUUGGUCCUUGCGAUCGAAAUGCUGAGAAGUGAAAAAAAGAAAAAAGAAGACGAGUUCGAAGCCUCUCUCCUCCAACUGAAAGAGCAGCAAGCCACAGGCCAACGGCUAUGCAUUCGAGACAACGUAGAGAUGAUCAAGCUCCACAAACAGCUUAUAGAGAAAACCAGCGACUUUGCAGCAUUGGAAGAAAAGUUGCUUCAGCUUCAGGAGAACCAGAAGAAUCUCAAGACAAGCCACGAUGCCCUAAUAGCCAAGGGGGAAGAACUGAAUUUGCAACUUAAAGAAGAACGUUCAAAGUGCCUUCACCUAGAGAGAGAAUUGCAGGCCACCACAUUUUCGAGACGAAGAUUAGAAGAGCUGCAAGACAGAAUUAAUGAUCUGGAAAAAGAGAGGGACCUUUUAAAGGAAAACUAUGAUAAAUUAUAUAACAGUGCCUUCGGAGUGACCCACGACCAGCAGUGGAAGCUGAAGGAGCAGCAGCUGAAGCUGCAGAUCGGUCAGCUCGAGGCGGCUUUAAAGGCAGAUUUAGCCGAAAAAAGCAAUAUCCUGGACAGAAUCAAAAUGGAACGAGACCAAACUGAAAAGCUGUCCCAGGAGAAUCAGGAGCUACGAAUGCGCUGUCUUGAGCAGAAGCAACAGCUGGAAGAGCUGAAGGCCCGCGUGAAUUUUUUCACCAAGGAGAAUGAUGUCGAUAUGACCGAACUCAAUGAGGCUCUCACACUUCUGAAGGUUCAUAGACAGCAAGCAAGUGGAAACCUCGGGUUUUUGGAGAAAGUACAAGAUGACAGCCAUAAGGAUUUAGAGCGAUCCCUGCGUGAUCUUCAGGCAGUUCAUGCAGAAACUGUUCAAGAACUUGAAAAGACACGCAAUAUGUUAAUUGUGCAGCAUAAAAUUAACAAAGACUAUCAGGCGGAAGUGGAAUGCGUGACACGAAAAAUGGAGGCCUCGCAGGAGGAUUAUGAGUUCAAACUGGAACAGUACGUCCACCUCCUUGACGUUAGAGCUGCCCGUAUCAGAAAAUUAGAAGCCCAGCUGAAGGAUAUCGCUUACGGUACCAAACAGUACAAGUUUCGACCAGAGAUGAUGGCUGACGAGCCUGCGGAUGACUUUGACGAAACGGCUCAUUUGGAAAGAGGAGAGAACCUCUUUGAGAUCCACAUCAGCCGGGUGGCAUUUUCCCCAGAAGCGGCCGCAUCUUUCGGUGACCAAGAGCCCGCCACGUUCUGUACUUACGCCUUCUACGAUUUCGAACUACAGACCACUCCGGUGGUCCAAGGGCUCAGCCCGGCCUACAAUUUCACAUCGCAGUAUCUGGUGCGGGUGGACGAUUGCUUUUUGCAGCACUUGCAGAAGAGCGCCACCACCCUGGAAAUCCACCUCGCUCACGGCGUAGACUUUGAAACGGCGGGGGCUUGCCAGCUGAGAUUCCACGAAAUUCUGGAAAAAAACGGUAGAAUCUGCGGUUCCGCCAUCUUGGUUGGCGUUGGAAGAGAAAUUCAAAAUUACGGCACCGUGGAAUAUUGGGUCAGGUUAAGAGUUCCCAUGGACCAAGCGAUCAGACUGUACAAGGAACGGGCAAAAGCCCUUGGCUACAUCACAGCAAAUUUAAAAGAUCAAGCAAGUAUCAGGGGUUCUUCUAGACCAGCACUCAAUCCUCUCCAAGGCAGCCCUUCAAUAGAUGGAAACUUAAAUGAGCUCCAUAUUACAGUAAAAAGUUGUAACGAUUUGCCGGGCCGAAAGACCGACCUCCAGCCAAGUCCUUACGUGGUUUAUAAGUUCUUUGACUUUGCCGAUCACGAUACGGCCAUCGUUCCCAGCAGCAACCAACCUCAGUUUGACGACCACACGGGCUUCCCGGUGCCAAUGAAUGCUGAUCUCGACCGUUAUCUGAAAUCCGAAUUUUUGAAUCUCUACGUCUUUGAUGACGGGGAAACAGAAGAGGGGGCUUACCUAGGAAAAGCAAAUGUUCCUUUAAUUUCAUUGGCCCAUGGUAAAUCCAUUUCAGGGACUUUUGAAUUAACUGAUUCUGAAGCUUGUCCCGCUGGGACAGUCAACAUUGAACUGAAAUGGAAGCUGACUUACCUUCAGCCAGCCAGCUCCAUUGUAGCAACAAACCUCACAGAUUACAUCCAGAACGAGAAACCAGUGAAGGGGCAAGGAGAAGGUCCACUGCUGCCUCCAUCUUUCUCAUCAGUGAUGAGGCCACAGCCUAAGCCGAGACAGCGCUUGGCUGCGGUGGACAAGAAAGUCUGUUUUGUAGAUAUGGACCCGUUGCCAAAUUCAAGUCCCAUUCCUGAAAAAGAAGAUAAAAAGAGCUUGCAGAAAGACGAAAAGCCUGUACUUUUAAAUCGUCCAGAGGCCCUACGAGAAACAGAUGCUGACGGCGGACCAAGCAAACCACCUGCAGCCGAGAUGCCCCAAGAACAGGAGGAUCUCUCUCAGCUGUCGGAAGGUCAGCUGGCUGACCAGAGUUCAGUUACUUCAGAAGACCAGACUGAAACCGAGGAAGUGGAAACAGAAGAUCAGGAGGACCAACAGGCCACCGCUGAAUCAGUUACCGACAGUGAUGACUGUGUGAUUCCAAGUUCAGCGUCCUCAAGUCUUAUUCAGACUGCGGAAAGAAUCCGAAUCGAAAUAGUGUCGCUCAGCCUCACGGACCGCCAGAUUUUGAUGGAUGAGAUGAUCCAGCAGCUUUUCAUAGAGUCCAAGUUCUCCAGUUUCAAAACAACCGAAACUCGCGUGGCGCUACCAAAACCCAGAAGCGGGCAACGGGUGUAUUAUAACUACAGCCAUGUAAUAUAUGUGGAUCAAGCCAAGCACAAAGCAAGGUGGGAUUAUCUCAAGGCUGUACUUUGUGGAUCUGAGCCCAGACAUGGAAGUAUACGAUUUACAGUGGUCAGUGACCCUCCGGAGGAUCAGCAGGAUCUGGACUGUGAAGAUAUUGGCUUUGCUUACGUGAGUUUAAGCCAGAUCUUCCAGCAAAGGCAAGACCUUAUUGACCGAGACAUUGAUGUUUUCAAUUUGCAAGACGACAGAGUGGUGAUCGGGAAGCUGAGAGUGACGGUGGAAGCCUUGGCGGCCCUCAAUUCAGUCUGGAAGAAACGCGGAAAGGCCCAGGAACCCUGAACCUGGAGGCCUGGGCCUGUCCGGUGGAAAGCAAGAGAAGAUAGUACCUUAUAUUUAAAUGUAUAAUUUGUAUGUAAAGCCUGCUGGGUUUGCGGUGUAAAGUUUGUAUAUUUUUGCCUCCUCGGUUUGAACGGAUGUUUUUCGAUUUCUCUCCGUCUGUCCCCAGCCCAGGGCUAUCAUUCCGGCCCAUCAGCCUGAAAAUAAUUAAUAUCCACGUGAUUGAACGGUGGACCUUUUUGUUAAUUGGAUAUAUGUAUAUACAGAGAGAGAGAGAGACUUUUGUCUAGUGUGUGUGUGCAUGUGUGUGUGUGUAAAUAUAUUCCACAUACAAAAGUCAUGAAAAAUCAAGUAAUUGUAUAAUAAUACUACUAAUAAUAAUAAUGCACUUAAGCCUCAGAAAACUGAUUAAAAAUACCUCUAUGUUAUCCCUAAUCACACCCCACUAAAUGGAAUGUAUGCGAUUAGCCUCAUUAAGAAUUUUAUACUGCAAAGCUUUUAUUAGAAGCAAUAUAUGAAAAUUACUUGGAUAAAUGUGUUAAUCUGCCUCUUUAAAAUGCUAAUAUCCAUUUUAUGCACAUUAAGUCUCAGUAUGCGUUUUCUUUGAUGCAUGCCAUUUCUAUCAAUUAAAUACAAAGAAUGAGGCUAGUCCCCAGAUUUAUUAAAUUACUGC
Molecule: messenger RNA, 4548 nt
Organism: Protobothrops mucrosquamatus (brown spotted pit viper)
Lineage: Eukaryota; Metazoa; Chordata; Lepidosauria; Squamata; Viperidae
Gene: RPGRIP1L
Product: RPGRIP1 like
Exons: 27
Coding region: 114-3878 (1254 amino acids)
Biological process (GO): retinal rod cell development; non-motile cilium assembly
Cellular component (GO): photoreceptor connecting cilium
Molecular function (GO): thromboxane A2 receptor binding
Source: RefSeq, a predicted model, not a curated record